Molecule: messenger RNA, 2525 nt
Organism: Nicrophorus vespilloides
Lineage: Eukaryota; Metazoa; Arthropoda; Insecta; Coleoptera; Silphidae
Gene: Fcp1
Product: RNA polymerase II subunit A C-terminal domain phosphatase
Exons: 5
Coding region: 30-2432 (800 amino acids)
Cellular component (GO): nucleus
Molecular function (GO): RNA polymerase II CTD heptapeptide repeat phosphatase activity
Source: RefSeq, a predicted model, not a curated record
CGCGCGGUGGGGGUCGGUUUCCGUUAAAGAUGGCCGAAAAAACCGUGUUGUUAACACAGCAAUUAUUAAAACCGAUAAAAAUAUUAAAAUGGAAAGUGAGCGAAGGAAAUUCAAUGUCCAUCGGUCGAGUGAUUCUUCUGUACGAUUUCGAUGGGGUGUCAAAGCCGGAACAACGUAAGCUAAAGUCGCAACAGGCUGGAACAGUACACAAGAUAAUCCAACCGGAAGGCGCCAUCGUCAAGCCUGGCGACGGACUCCUGGAGCUGAGGGAAUGCAUACAUCCUACGGUUAUGAAAGAUAUGUGCGCAGAAUGUGGAGCCGAUUUGAGGAAACAUGAUGCAACAAGAACAGCAUCAGUGCCAAUGGUACAUGCUAUACCUGAUUUAAAAGUCAGUGAAGAGGUUGCACAGAAAUUAGGCAGAGCUGAUGGUGAAAGACUUUUGAGGGACCGUAAACUAGUACUUCUAGUAGAUUUAGAUCAAACUCUUAUUCAUACAACCAAUGACAACAUACCUCCUAAUAUUAAAGAUGUAUAUCAUUUUCAAUUAUAUGGCGCUAAUUCACCAUGGUAUCAUACACGUUUAAGGCCUGGUACCCAUAAAUUCCUUGGAAAUGUUUCACCACUUUUUGAGUUACAUAUUUGCACCUUUGGGGCUAGGAACUAUGCACACACUAUUACAACAUUUUUGGAUAAUGAUCAAACUUACUUUUCCAAUAGGAUUCUCUCAAGGGAUGAGUGUUUUGAUCCUACAAGUAAAAAAGCUAAUUUAAAAGCGUUAUUUCCUUGCGGAGACAACAUGGUCUGUAUCAUAGAUGAUAGGGAGGAUGUUUGGAAUCAUGCUUUAAAUUUAAUUCACGUGAAACCAUACCAUUUUUUCCAACAUACAGGUGACAUUAACGCACCCCCAGGGCUAGAUAAGCAAGAAAAUGAUGAUAAAGAAGGUGUUGAUUUAAGUAUAUUAAAGAGCAAGCUAAAUGGUAAAAACUUAAAGGAACAUGAUAAGAAAAAUGGCGUGGAGAAAGAAAAAGUAAAUGGAAUGCAAAGAGCAGAUGAUGUAAAUAAUGUUGAAGGUAUUGAAUCAAAUGAAAGUGUAAAUAAUGAAAAAACAAAUGGUAAAGAUGUAGAUUCUAAGGUUACAAAUAUAAUAUCCACAAAAGAAGAAACUAUAAAAAAAGAGGAUGUAGAAAUUGAUGUUCAAAUGGAAAAUACUGUUCAAAACAAAAAUAAUGGCAACGAAGAGAGUACCAAAAUUGAAGAUGUUGAUAAAAUAGAAUCUGAUUGUAAAGUUCAAAAUAAUUCUGAUGUUGAUAAUAUUAAUUCUGAGGAAAAUUCAGGUUGUAAAGAUAAUGUUAACUCUGAGGAUAAUGGGAACGAGCUUAAAAACAAAGAGGAAGAGUUAAACGAUAAAAAAGUUGAAAAUAAAGAGGAAGAGUUAAACGAUAAAAAAGUUGAAAAUAAAGAUGAAGAUCUUAUCGAAAUCGAAGAUCCAGAUGAUUACUUGCUGCAUCUAGAAGAUAUUCUGAGGCGAAUUCAUAUAAAAUUUUACGAAGAAUAUGAUAAGAUGGAAUCGGGAGACGUUCCUGAUUUGAAACAAGUGAUACCUAAUGUUCGAAGCGAAAUUUUAAAAGGUACUAAACUUGCGUUUAGUGGUUUAGUGCCUACACAUAUAAAAUUGGAGCAGUCGAAAGCGUAUCAAGUUGCAAGAAGUUUAGGUGCUUUAGUUACACAAGAUCUCAACGACGAUUCCACCCAUUUGGUAGCUGUAAGACGGGGAACUGCUAAAGUAAUUGCUGGUAGAAGAAAAAAGAAUUUAAAAAUUGUUACACCCGAUUGGCUUUGGUCCUGUGCUGAGAGAUGGGAGCAUGUGGAAGAAGCAAUUUACCCAUUAAAUUCGAAAGGAUCAAAAAAUAGGCAUCCACCGCCGCAUUGCUCGAGCCCGGAACAUGUACCAAAUUAUCCGACUCAUGAUACACCUGCAAUUAGAAAACGAACACCUAGUGGAAGAUUUAUGGAUACAAUUAAUCCACUGAUGUCUUUUUCUAGAGAUGAUAUCGCCGAUAUGGAUAAAGAGGUCGAAGAUAUACUGGACGAUGAAAGCGAUGAGAGUGAAGUCGAGGAGGAAAGUAGUUCGAGGAUGGAUGAAGCAAAUACAAAAAAAGAAGACGAGACCAGUAGCAGCAGCAGUAGCUCCGAUGAAUCGCAGAAAAUCAAGAGCCACAAACGGACCUACGAUGAUGCUUUAACCCAAGAGGAUAAUCUGGAUACGGAUUGUCCAAGUACAAAGUUGCGGAAAGAACAAUUAGAAAGUGAUUUAGACAUAGAUGAUUCAAACAGUGAAGCAAGUGUCGAUGCACCGGAUGGAAAAGACAACGACGAGUUGGACAUAAUGGGUGCCGCACUUGAACGGGAGUUUCUUUCCAACAGCGAAUAAUCAUUUAAUUCUUUUUUAUAGUUAUUUUUUUAAUUCUGCGGGUUGACGAGAGAAUAUUUUUUUAAGCGAAAGGAAUAAAUAAUUUUUACUGUA